CGCUAUGGUAACCAACCUCUGUUUUCCGAGGAGUUUACCAGCACUGAAAAUGGCAAAAAGAGAAACAGAUGACUAUGGAGCAUCACUUUCUCAGUCUUCUUUAUCCCCCUUGACUAAAGGCAUGGAGGUAUCACAGCAGAACAGCACGGACGGCACCUUCAAUGGAGAAAUCAUCCACCCGAUUUACAAAUGUAUUUCAAAAGAUUUUCCAAGAGAGUUUAUGUCAUCCCAGGCAAAAGCAGUUAUUAAAACUACUGAAGAUUAUUUGCAGUCUCAGUUUGGCCCCAACAGGCUUUUGCAUUCAGCUACAGUAUCAGAAGGGUCAGGACUUCAAGAUUGCUCCACACAUCAAACAGAAUCAGAUCAUAGCCAUGAUGAAAUAUCAGACCCAUAUAGCUACAAAUCAAAAAGGAAAAACAAUUCUUGUUUUAUAUCAGCAUCCAAGAGAAACAGACGUGUCAGUGCUCCAGUGGGUCAACUGAGAGUUGCAGAGUUCUCUUCUUUAAAAUUUCAGCCAGCCCAGAAUUGGCCAAGAUUAUGUCAAAGACACAAACUUCAUCCCAGAGUGAUUACAGUAACAGCUCAUAAAAAUGGAUGUAGAACAGUCUUUGCCAAAGUUACAGUACCAAACAUCACCUUGUUGCUGGAGGAGUGCACAGAAAAGCUGAAUCUGAACAUGGCCGCACGACGAGUGUUCUUGGCAGACGGCACUGAAGCCCUCAAACCUGAAGAUAUACCCCAUGAAGCCGAUGUUUAUGUUUCAACAGGAGAGCCCUUUAUAGAUCCAUUCAAAAAAAUUAAAGACCAUCUGUUGUUAAUGAAGAAAGUAAGUUGGACAAUGAAUGGACUGAUGUUUCCUACUGAUGUCAAAAGACAGAAAACCAAGCCUGUUCUUUCUGUUAGAAUGAAGAAACUCACUGAGAAGACCUCAAUCCGAAUUCUGUUCUUUAAGAAUGGCCUGGGGCAAGAUGGGCAUGAGAUUACAGUGGGAAAGGAAACAAUGAAAAAGGUUUUAGAUACUUGCACAGUGAAAAUGAACCUAAAUUCACCAGCCAGAUAUCUUUAUGAUUUGUAUGGCAAAAAAAUUAAAGAUAUUUCAAAAGGCAAAACAGCUACCUCUUCUACUCUUGAAGGAGUGGCCUGGCCUUGUGCAGAAAGUGAUCUGUGGGGCCCAGAACUACAGUCUUCCAUGAGCACUGGAGUCAUGUACUCAAGAGACAUCCCCUGUGUGGGCUGCAAAUGCUUACUGGCUGUUGGAGAGGUUAUGGAGAAAGGUCUGAUUUCCCAGCCGUGUCAUGGAUGGGUGGGCCUGACACUCACCUGGGCUGACUGUGGUGCAGAUGUGUAUGUGGGGUGGGGCAUCCAGCAGUGCCAGCAGGACAUCAUGGAGAGGGUCUCAACAGGUUCCUGCCACUCUAGCAGUCCCUUUGGACUGUUGAACCUGGCUGUAGAAGAACAGAAAGAGAAAAUUACUGAAAAAGUAAUUCUUUCACUAACAGCAAAGGAACGCCAUAAGGCACAAGAAGAAGUGAGCAGGCUGAUUGAUGAAUUGCAGACAGCUAUCAAAAGCAACAGAGGUCAUCUCUCAAAACUUGGCCCCCAAUUACAGGCUGAGCAGGAGCAAUUCUCCUCUUAUGUCUACCAACACAUUAAAAGCCUUCCAGCAAACACUCUUAUCCCAGGAGGCCUGCAGCUCAAGAUAUUUGAAAAUGGUAAAGACACUGGAGAUAUCUCUGUUUAUAUCAGCAAAAAAGACCUGGAGUUCAACAGCCCAACUCAGACUGGUGAUAUGAUGGAAAAAUUACUUCUCAAGAUUCAUCAGAAGCUUCAAGGAUCUCCCAUCAACCCACCAGGCCUCAAUUUUUCUUCAAUCCAGCUUUUUGAUGAGCACGGCCAAGAAAUUAAGAAUCCAUUUUUGCUGAAGAAUGAGCAAAAAAUUUGGGUCUCUUACGGUAAAACAUACAGAUCUCCACUAACCCCUGUUUUGAGUCUCACCUUUGACCAGGUGACUGCAUUUGAGAGAGAGGGCAUUACAGUUGCAUAUAAAACCUUCUUGGAUCCUAAUACUGUUCUGCUACCUGGAUGUGACAAUUGGGAAGUUUGUGAGGGAUUCCCAGUUAAUUUCAACGGUACCAGUCAACAGAUACCUGACCAAUUUGAAAAGGUGGAUUUGGAGGACCCCUUCCUCCAGAACAAGGUGGAUCCCAAUAUUGUCCUUCACGCCUCUGUUUCCAUCAUAAAGCAGAGCUCCUCAAGCAGGGAAGUGAGCAGUGGAAGUCAGAUAGCUCCAUCUACCCUGUGGCCUACAGCCAGUGUAUGGCUGAUCACGAAGACUGGAAUGAUCCUGAGCCGGGCGAUAACGCAGGGCUGCCUGGCUAUUGGUCACCCGAUCAGAGUCAAGGCUGCUGAGGGGACAUCACUAGAAGGAUAUAAAUUAAUCCUACAGAAGAGACAUAAAGGAGGUAACUCUCAGGAGUGGGUGUUCGGAACAGACAGCUGCAUUUAUUCUAAGGCUUAUCCCCAGUUUGUUCUGACCUACCUGGAGGAACUACAUGCACCAGUGGAUGUGACCCAGACAGAAGAUCACAUUCACCAUGGUGCCGGGACUACGGUUCAUCAUGGUAACAGCUUAGCAGAAGAGGUUCUGGAAAAAAGUGCCAGCAUCCCUAGUCUGAAGCAACUGCCAGAGCCUUCAGACACCCAUUUAAUGCCGCCAGAAGGUUCUCUUGGGGAGACAAGGCAGCUGACAGUGGCACUGCUGAGGAAACUGGAAGAGAAACAUCCUAAGGCUUCUGCUCAGAGAUGGGCCAUAAAACAUGAAGAGACCAAUAAACCGGACCAGUGGAAACAUUCCAGAGUUGAAAAUCCUCUCUGGAACAAGCUUACCUACAUGUGGCCAGUGCUUCCCAGUGGCCAACUUAAUAAGGAGUUUGAUUGGCCAAUAGAAGGACUGCUGAUUCCAAAGAGUCCUCCCAUGAAGAAAUCCGUCUGUAAGACCCCAAAGCUGCACGUCCCUGUGAGGCUUAGAGUUUUGCGGAAUGGAGACAAGAAUAAAAUCAGAGCGUUUGUUCUAAUCAGUCCGGAUGUCUCACCUGGACGGAAAAUUCAGUGCACUGAAAUUUUAAAUUUGCCCUCUGCGGCUCGGAGAUUGUUCAAUGAAAAGGGAAAGGAAAUCUUUGCCCUAAAAGACCUUCGAAGGGAUGAACUGGUAUACGUUUCAUGUGGAGAACAUUGGAUCGAUCCUGAUGUGUCCAUUGCUCAGCAGAAGAAUCAAAUCUUCCUAAGGAACUUAGCAUCAGAUAUUUCUAAAAUUCAGACUUUCUGCAGCAUGCAUAAGAUAGAGGCUCUUGUUUUAGAAGUCCAAAGUGACAUUGUGUCUGGAGCCAAACUUGCUGUGCAUAAACCUGUGGCAAUUUUUGGAGAAGCGAAGCAAAUUACAGGACCAGAGGAAAAGCAAAUGGAAAAAAAUGCGUUAACAACGGAAAACGCUUCCAGUGAAAUUCUAGAUUCACAUGCAAGAGCCCAUCUUCGAAUGAAAGCUUGUCACACACUACCCAGAUAUGCCUGGCAGGAAACUCCUCAUGACUUUGAUGAGGAUGACAGUCUUCCAAAGAAAAUGGAAGAAGAACUCUUUGAAAAUGAGGAGCCACAGAGGAAAUACAGCCAUUCUCCAAAGCAGAGUAAAUUGCAGAAGCUUUGCCACCAGCAGUUUGAAUACAGAGAUGGGCAAAUUAUAUGCCACGCUGCUCCUCAGCUAGUUUUGGGAGUGAGAGCUCCUGAUCUGCGUUCAGGCAUGGAGGUAGUUUUGGUGGAGAAAAAAGUGGAUGAUAGUCAUCAGCGAUGGAUGCACAAGGAAGGCAGCAGGACCUUUCACCUGGUGAGUAGCCCAGACCUUGUGCUGGCAGUGUCUAUGACCAAAGCAAGAAAUGAAGUCUGUGGCUAUCCAGUUGUUGUUCAGAAAUAUAAACCAUAUAACAACGGGGCUUCCAAUCAAAAGUGGAAUUACAUGGAAAAUAUCAAAGCUUUUGUGGCCUUUCAUAGCACUACACUGGAUAAGGAAGUCACAGCAGCUAAUUAUGCUGGUAUUUGUACAUCCUCUGUGAUUAAAGAGGAAAACAUUGAUCAACCAGGAUACUAUUAUCUCUCACCCUGUGGAAAGAAGAAAAUUGUGCUCUGCUUAGCAUGUGGACGGUCCAUGAGAGCGGAGAAGGAACUGAAACAGUUGCUUCCAGGGCUGCCAUUCCUCUGUGCCUCGGGCUCCAAGACCCAGAAGCCCUUCUCACGAGGGCCUUUCAAGGUCAUCAGUGUGGCAAAGGCUGAUUUAUCUCCUUAUGAGGCUGAGAAAACGCUAAGUUAUUACGAAGAACGUCUGUUAUCUUUACGGACGAAGAGCUGCGCGCUCGCUGUACCUCAGAGUGGUGUAGCAGCCACGCACCAGAAGGCAGUGAAAAUAAUUGCAUACAAAAAUGGCGAUGGAUAUCGAAAUGGGAAGUUAAUUGUGGCUGGAACGUUCCCCACACUUCUUACAGAAUGCACGGAGCAACUGGGUCUUGCCAGAGCAGCCUCCAAAGUAUAUACCAAAGAUGGGACCACAAUUCUUUCCUUACGUGAUUUGGUUUUAUGGGCUCUGAAUGAAUCUUUUAACCAGAGAUACACUGAAGAGCAAAAGAAAGAGGCAGCCUCUGUGGGAACAAAAGAAACAACUAUUAAAAAAACCCCAAGAAUGAAAGAGAAAACCAAAUUAUUUCCAAAGUCUGUGACAUCUGACAGUUUGGGUGGUAUAGAUGAAUCUUUGCUCACCCUCAUUCUCAGAAAUCCCAUUGCCAUCUGGGUAUCUUGUGGUGAACCAUUUCUAUCUCCAAAUGCUUUGCAGAAAGCAGAAAAAUUAGAAAAACAGAACUGGCUAAAAAAGGACAAAAUUUUGGCUGAUCUAGACACCAUGAAACACAAAAUGAGACAGUUAAAAGGGCGGCGAGUAGCGGCAUGUCAGCCAGCCGCCAUGGUUCCCAACAAAAGUCCCGUGCAGCCGGUGGUGGUGGAAGGAGGCUGGACUGAGCAGACGCAGGAGGAAAUUAAACUCAUGGAACUCAUAAGACAUACAGAGGCGCACCUUUCUGCAGUUCAGGAACUGCAAUCCCAAAGAAAUUCUACAGCUGAAACCAAACGUAGGGCACUCGUGCAGAGCAGCCUGUAUAAGCAGCCCAAUGCAAAACGAGUCUGGGUUUAUCCAAAUGGAGGCAGACCUGAAGAUGGUACUUAUGCCUGGGGCAAAACUAUUUCAGAGCUGCUGGAUGACUGUUCCUCUCGUCUCAAAAUGGUCCGCCCUGCCAGAGCCUUGUACACCCCAGCAGGGGAACCAAUCUACUCAUGGGACGACAUAGAGCGAGACAUGGUCAUCUGUGUAUCCACAGGACAUGGUUUUAUAACCCAAAAGGAGUUAAAGCAACUGAUGGAGAUCAGAGCAAAUUAUGCCAGAAUCCGAAGGCAGGAGAGGCCUCAAGCCACAGACACGGUGGUGUCACGAUCGGAAAAGCAGCAAUUUCCGGAAAGAAAACUUCCUUUACCUACUUGUAAAUAGAAGACUGACAGAAAGGCCAAUGAUUUAGAUUGCUGAAGACUCGCAUUUAGGAAAAUUCCCUUCUAUAAAAAAAAUCGGCAUGGUUCAUUUAAAAAGUUAGUCCUAAAAUUUAUCUUUUAAAAUCACUAGAGAAGAAUUACCAACACUGAUAAGUCAGCUACGAGUUAUCUGUAAAUUAAUAAGAAGACACAUCAGAAUCAAAGGCAGCAUUAGCCACAGAGAUUUUAUCUUCCGGUGACAUCUUGUAUGUAUUGUCUAGUUUUUCCAGGCUGUAGACUGGCCUGUUGGAAAAAGUUGCAUAUAUAUUGAACACACCCACCAGACGGCAAGUGCCUGGAGCAGGGACCCUUGUUUUUAUUGAUUUGUGACAGGGCUCUGCCCACAGAGACUCACUGAUAAUGCCCCGCAGCCCCACUGCCAGAGCAACGUCACGGGCACCAGCCGCCUUCCACUCUUGUGCUGGACCACAAACUGAAGUUCCAACAGGAGAAUAAUGGGGAACGCGGACAGGCCCGGCAGCUCAGCGGCAGCCUCCCCCCCCCAUAGUGGAGCCUCCACAGAGGAGUGGCCUCGGAUGUCCGGAGCUGGCCUGGAAAUCCCUGCUCCCUGACCGCAGAGCAACAGAGCACCUUGGAUUGGAGCUUCCAGCUGUCUGUACUUUUAAUGCACUUGUAUAUAAGAGAAUGAUGUUUCCAAACAUACAGACAACUUUCUGAUCAUUUUAUUCCAAGUCAUGUCACAACCAUACUUCAGUUGACCCAGUCAGAACUAACUGUACUCUGUCAGAAAUGAUGUUAAAAUGCUUUUUUAAUUCUCUUUGAGGUAUUAUUUAGAAACCACCUUAAAACUGUUGCAUUUUUAUAUGAAAAAUAUAUUGGAUUAUGAUUUAA
Suricata suricatta (meerkat) is the source of this 6468-nucleotide messenger RNA. RefSeq names its product doublecortin domain containing 1 (gene DCDC1). Gene Ontology annotation, biological process: intracellular signal transduction; regulation of mitotic cytokinesis. NCBI's taxonomy places the organism in Eukaryota, Metazoa, Chordata, Mammalia, Carnivora, Herpestidae. Gene Ontology annotation, molecular function: microtubule binding. The record is from RefSeq and is a predicted model, not a curated record. Bases 5 to 5578 code for a protein of 1857 amino acids. The transcript is spliced from 40 exons.